GUACCGUAAACUUCAAAUCCGAAGAUAUACAGCCGGUUUUGUCCUCCCAUAUUGAUCCCAAGAGUCCUGGGCCUCCAUGGCGAUGACAGAGUAACUCUAGACGAGGGGCCAGCAAUGGUGCUACGGCCGCACACGCGAUCGCGGAGCCAACCGCGGACGAGUCUAACUUGAUCCACGACCCAGUACGCACGGACACUCGCGAAUUGGCAGAUGAAGACACAGAUGAGGAGAGAAGAGGCGGUCGGGGUGGUGGUGGUGGUCGGGGGCGGACGAGGGAGAGCGAGAGGGACGACUUACUAUGGAGGAGGGGGAAACCCAAGCAUUGGACUAUGGAACACGAACGGCGUCACGCGUUACGAGGAAUGCGAUCGCUUUACGAACUGGUGGAAGCGGCUCUUUAACAAGAACGUCAAGAAGUGCCCCAAGCGAGACGAAGAAGAAGAGUGGCGUCGUCUUCGAGGUUAAUCGUCAAAUGAACAGAGAGUCACGGUAUAACUCCUCAAUCCAUCGUUGUACUGGAGCCAUUGCUUAUUACUUUGAUCACUCGUGGGAAAUCAAAAGUAAGGAGUCACCCGAAUCGCUGCUCGACCUAACAGAGAUACUUCCCAAAUGCUUCUUGAUGCACAAUACUGAAUGUGUUCUACAUAAGUGGAUAACACCGCUUUAGUCUUAGCACACUCGACAAAACUAUUGAUACUGACUCUAUUGACCUCUAUUGACUCAGCCACGUUCGAUUAACCCAACUACUCAUUGCAAAGUAUAGUUCUUUACCGUCGCGACAUAAUGUGAAUGAAAUAGUAACUGAAC
Messenger RNA from Phytophthora nicotianae INRA-310, 807 nucleotides. RefSeq lists its product as hypothetical. NCBI's taxonomy places the organism in Eukaryota, Oomycota, Peronosporomycetes, Peronosporales, Peronosporaceae. The coding region runs from base 299 to 667 and encodes 122 amino acids. The transcript is spliced from 2 exons. The record is from RefSeq and is a predicted model, not a curated record.